Messenger RNA from Micropterus salmoides (largemouth bass), 4899 nucleotides. RefSeq names its product echinoderm microtubule-associated protein-like 4 (gene eml4). Gene Ontology annotation, biological process: microtubule cytoskeleton organization. Gene Ontology annotation, molecular function: microtubule binding. Gene Ontology annotation, cellular component: mitotic spindle. The record is from RefSeq and is a predicted model, not a curated record. The coding region runs from base 278 to 3226 and encodes 982 amino acids. NCBI's taxonomy places the organism in Eukaryota, Metazoa, Chordata, Actinopteri, Centrarchiformes, Centrarchidae. The transcript is spliced from 23 exons.
GCUGGUCCGUCGUGUCUGCGGCUCCGCGGCUUCUCUUGUCUCUGUCUCGGAUCCUCCUGGAGCGGCUUCUGGUCUCAGCACGCAGGAAACAGCGGAUCUUCAGCCCAACGGACGGACGGACGGACGGAUUCGGCGGCAGCACUGCGGGGACAGACCCGCCUCGGCUCGGUUCGGCUCUUCCUCUCCCCGCUGCGGUGGAAACCCCGGACGGAGGCCCGCAGUGUGCGUUCAGCCUCCCGCAGGCCUCCGGCCCGGACUCCCGCUUUUCUCCCGGAAAAUGGACGGAUUCACCGGCAGUUUAGAUGACAGUAUGUCUGGAGCGAGUGUCUCCGAUGUGAACGACCGUCUUUCUGCUCUGGAGCUUCGUGUUCAGCAGCAGGAAGACGAGCUGACGGUGAUGAAAGCUGCUCUUGCUGACGUCCUUCGCCGCCUUGCUGCCUCUGAAGUCUCUGCUGCAUCCUCAACCAAGAAACAACAUGGAGGGAAAGGUGGUGCUGCACUACGUGAAGCCUACUCGAUGUCCAGCAUUGCUAACGGAGGAACAUCUGGACGAAAGAGAGACUCCACCUCCGUUACCAGGAAGGAGACGCUUUCGUCUGCUGCUAAGAGUGGAGCAGACAGGAAGAAGGAGACCAGCAGCCAGCGGUCUCUGAUGGAGGAGAUCCAGGAGCGUGAGGAGCCUCCUCGCAUAAAGGACCCGUCCCCCUCUCCCUCCUCCCCCCACCCUCCCUUGACCCCUCAAACCCCCGAGAGACCGGCCCAGUCAGCUGACAGCAGUAAAGGCCACGGCCCUCCCAAAAGGGGGCCCAGCGUGAAGCGGUCCUCAGGUAUGGAGCGGUCCCAGAGCAGCACCUGGGACACUUCAGAGGAGAACAGGAACAAGCUGGUGAAAGCUGCAUCCACCUCCAAACUGCUCGCCAAAGUGGUCAAGAACGCUGACAGACACAAAGACCCGGUGGUCAGUCAAGAGGGGAACAUUAAGAUGUUCAUGCGUGGCCGACCGAUCACCAUGUUCAUCCCUUCAGAUGUGGACAACUACGAGGACGUCCGUACAGAACUUCCUUCAGAGAGACUCAAGCUAGAAUGGGUGUACGGUUACCGUGGCAGAGACUGCAGAGCAAACGUCUACCUCCUUCCAACAGGAGAGAUUGUUUACUUCAUUGCCUCUGUCGUAGUUCUCUUUAACUACGAAGAACGAACUCAGAGACAUUACCUCGGACACACCGACUGUGUCAAGUGUUUGGCCAUCCAUCCUGAUAAGAUCCGGAUGGCUACGGGACAGAUAGCAGGAGUGGACAAAGACGGACGGGCACUACAGCCUCACGUUCGGAUCUGGGACAGCGUCAGUCUGUCCACUCUGCAGGUCAUCGGUUUGGGAACAUUCGAGCGAGGCGUUGGCUCUCUGUCUUUUUCCAAAGCUGACUCUGGUCAGCACCUGAGCGUUAUUGACGACUGUAACGAUCACAUGCUGACAGUCUGGGAUUGGCAGAAGAAGUCAAAGAUCGCUGAGAUCAAGACCACUAACGAGGUGGUCCUGGCCGUGGAGUUCCACCCCACUGACCCGAACACCAUCGUCACCUGUGGAAAGUCGCACAUCUUCUUCUGGACCUGGACGGGGAAUUCACUGGCUCGUAAACAGGGAAUCUUUGGGAAAUACGAGAAGCCGAAGUUCAUUCAGUGUCUGGCCUUCCUGAGUACUGGAGACAUCCUGACCGGAGACUCUGGAGGAGUCCUGCUGGUCUGGACCAGGAGCUCCGCUGAGACCCCCACGGGGAAGGGACCCAGAGCGUUUCAGAUCAGUCGGCAGGUCAAAGGUCACGAGGGCAGCGUGUUUUGUAUGUGUGAGAUGAGGAGCGGCACUCUGCUGACCGGGGGAGGGAAAGACCGGAAGAUAAUCCUGUGGGACCACGAGCUGAGACCGGACCGCGACAUCGAGGUCCCGGAUCAGUAUGGAACCAUCAGAGCAGUUUCUGAGGGGAAGGGGGACGAGUUUCUGGUCGGAACAUCUCGUAACUUCAUCCUGAGAGGAACCUUCAAUGACGGCUUCCUGGUCGAGGUCCAGGGUCACACAGACGAGCUGUGGGGUUUAGCGUCCCACCCGUCCAGAGAGAUGUUCCUGACGUGUGCUCAGGACCGGCUGGUCUGCCUCUGGAACGCGUUGAACCACAGUCUUCAAUGGAGCCGCACGCUGGAGGAACAUGGACACUGUGCAGAUUUCCAUCCCAGCGGAGCCGUGGUGGCCAUAGGAACACACUCGGGAAAGUGGUAUGUCCUGGAUGCUGAGACCACAGACUUGGUGGCAAUCCACACCGACGGGAACGAGCAGCUGUCUGUGAUGCGCUUCUCUGUAGAUGGAGGUCUGUUGGCUGUUGGAUCUCAUGAUAACUUUAUUUACCUCUACACCGUCUCCGACAGAGGACGCAAGUACAGCCGCUACGGGAAGUGCACCGGACAUUCCAGCUACAUCACGCACUUGGAUUGGUCACCUGACAACAACUUCAUCAUGUCCAACUCUGGAGACUACGAGAUCCUCUACUGGAACGUUCCAAAUGGUUGUAAACUUAUCACAAAGCCUUCAGAGUGUAAAGACAUCGACUGGGCAACUUACACCUGCGUACUGGGAUACCACGUGUUCGGUGUGUGGCCCGAUGGUUCUGACGGCACCGACAUCAAUGCUCUGAUCAGAUCUCACAACAGGAAGGUGAUCGCUCUGGCUGACGACUUCUGUAAAGUUCACCUCUUCACCUACCCGUGCUCCAAACCCAAGGCUCCCAGCCACAAGUACAGCGCCCACAGCAGUCAUGUGACCAACGUCAGCUUCCUGUACAGAGACAGUCACCUGAUCUCGACGGGGGGGAAGGACACCAGCAUCAUGCAGUGGCGUCUGGUGGAGAAAGCCUCGCUGUCCCUCGCCGACGGCCUCCUGUCUAAUUCCGCCCCCCACCGGGCAGACCCCAUCUUCAGCCCGCCCCCUCAAGUCACGGCCGCGACCGCACAGGAACCUUCCCCGCCUCCCCCGACCGCCAACGGGACCCAAGACCCCUCCCCAGACACCCCGCCCCCCACAAAGCUAACCCCGCCUAUCUCUGAGUUAACCCCGCCCUGCUCCGUGUCGACUCCGCCCCCCUCCGACAGCACGGUGAGUCUGAAGGACAGCCUGGAGCCGAGCGACGACACGGCCACGCCCAGCGACGAGGGCCUGCCCCCCCUCACCCCCCCCUCAUAAACCGAGUCAGUGUGAGUGUUGGUACAGCUAUCUUUGUGAGGACCCGGCCGACUCUUAGGUUCAGUUUAGGAUCAGGUUUAGGAUCAAGUUCAGGUUUAGUUAAAGAUCAGGUUCAGUCAGGAUCAGGUAGCUGUGCUGGUUGAACGAGAGACAAACACACGUUGGAUCAUUCAGACUUCACUUCCUGUGGACGUCCCGAGCUCUGAUCCAGAAUCUUGAGAGCCUUCGUGUUUCUUCAGUGAUCAGGACAACAGCUGAUUCAGUUUGUCAUGGUCUGGGGGGUCCUCACAAGUAUAGAAGUACAAAUGUGCGUGUGUCAGGACUGAAAGCUGCAGGUUUUAAUAAAAUAAACUUCUUCCUGUUUGAACGUGAUGUCACCGUCUAAAACGCCGGCGGCCUUGUAUAUAAAACUCGGGAUGAUUAGAAACCGUGUGGAUGUCCCUUCAUAAAUCACAUAAGCCUCAGAUCCCGCCAUCUACAUUUCUGUCCGUCCCCUGGAGAGUCUGAUUUACCUGAACAGGGACUCGCACACCUGUCACACCUGGACUCUCAUCCUUAAAACAUUUGAACGUUUAGUUUUAAAGUCUCACCUUGUUCCAGGUGUGCUCUGUACCUGUCCGUCCCAGAGGACAGGUGGGAACACCUGGACAAAGUGAAGAAGACACAUAAAGGUGAGCGUUCUGCUCAGGACACAAAAUGUUUCACUGAGACAAAAGAUUUAAAGGAUGAAGACUGACCGAUGUGUUUCAGGUGUGCUCUCCUCUGCUCCAGAGCAGUUAAAUAGGAAGUGUUGGGGGGGGGGGGGUCUUAAAUGUCUUUUUAGAAACUUGUUUUUAAACCUAAACACUGAUUCAAAUUUGUUGUGCUGUUAUUUUGUUAAACCGCCAAAGUCAAUACUUGUGGAAAGAUGUUUCACAAUAAAAGCACUCCAUAGAAGGGACAGUACUACGAGGCUUUUAAUGUGAAACUUCCAGGAAAUGUGGACCAUACAGGAAGGAGCAGAGAGCCUUCAAACUAAAAUACACUCUAACACGAGAAACACAGGUGUGUCUCGGACCUUCUCGCGUCACAUAAUCACAAAUAUCCUGUUCUUUCAGGUAGACGUUAACUGCAACUCCCAGGAUUCAUUUCUCUGCGCUGAGAGAUCAGGAAACAGGAAGUAGAGAGGAUGUAAACAGGAAGCAGGGCCUCCAGAGUAAAAGCUGUGACUGAGACUCCGUGUUUGUAUAUUUGUGUUCAUCACCGGGGGCAGCAGCUCCUCAGAUAGCCACGUCACAUUCAGCACUCGCAUAUCUCAGCCAAGCUGUCCUCUGAUUGGCUGGUUUUCAUUGACUCGCUGCUGUCUGUCUCCUGGACCAUGUCACAAUGAUGUCAUGAUGAUAUCACUCCUUCAUGUUUUUUCUUUUUAAUACUCCUCGUCUUUAAUGUCGUCGUCUUUUCUACGCUCGUCUCUGAAGGGCUUGUACAGGGGCUCACCUGGACGUCCAGGGAGGGGCGGGGUUACGGGAGGGGGCGGGGUUUCGUGGGACUUUCUGGAUAAAGUGUUUUUUUUUUUUUUCAGCGAUCAGUAACCCGUAAUCAUGAUGAUCAUGUGACUGUUUUGAGCCAAUCAUGUCUGCUCUCAUGCAUUCCUGUCAGACGACAGACUGUACUGAAGAUUUCAACAAAAAAAU